AUGAGGGUCAACGAGAAGUACUCGACGCUCCCGGCCGAGGACCGCAGCGUCCACAUCAUCAACAUCUGCGCCAUCGAGGAUAUCGGCUACCUGCCGUCCGAGGGCACGCUGCUGAACUCCUUGUCUGUGGACCCGGACGCCGAGUGCAAGUACGGCCUGUACUUCCGCGACGGCAAGCGCAAGGUGGACUAUGUCCUGGUGUACCACCACAAGAGGGCCUCGGGCGGCAGGACGCUGGCCAGGAGGGCCCAGCACGGCGACGCGGGCCCAGCCGCCCGCAGCGCCCGGCAGGACCAGCCCCUGCCGGGGAAGGCGGGCCCCCUGGGCGCGGGCGAGCCCGAGCCGCCGCUGGACUACCACGAAGAUGACAAGCGCUUCCGCCGGGAGGAGUACGAGGGCAACCUGGUGGAGGCCGGCCUGGAGCUGGAGCGGGACGAGGAUACAAAAAUUCACGGGGUUGGAUUUGUAAAAAUCCAUGCACCCUGGAAUGUGCUGUGCCGAGAAGCCGAGUUUUUGAAGCUGAAGAUGCCGACAAAGAAGCUGUAUCACAUCAGCGAGACUCGUGGCCUCCUCAAGAAGAUCAACUCUGUGCUCCAGAAGAUCACAGACCCCAUCCAGCCUAAGGUGGCGGAGCACAGACCCCAGACCACCAAGAGGCUCUCCUACCCCUUCUCCCGGGAGAAGCAGCACCUAUUUGAUCUGUCUGACAAGGAUUCCUUUUUCGACAGCAAAACUCGGAGCACGAUAGUCUACGAAAUCCUGAAGAGAACAACGUGUACGAAGGCCAAGUACAGCAUGGGCAUCACGAGCCUGCUGGCCAAUGGUGUCUACUCGGCGGCCUACCCCUUGCAUGAUGGAGACUACGAAGGGGACAACGUGGAGUUCAACGACAGGAAGCUCCUGUACGAAGAGUGGGCGUGUUACGGGGUCUUCUACAAGUACCAGCCCAUCGACCUCGUCAGAAAGUAUUUUGGGGAGAAGAUUGGCCUGUACUUCGCCUGGCUGGGCGUCUACACCCAGAUGCUCAUCCCGGCCUCUGUGGUCGGCAUCAUCGUUUUCCUCUACGGAUGGGCCACUGUCGAUGACAACAUCCCCAGCAUGGAGAUGUGCGACCAGAGACACAACAUCACCAUGUGCCCGCUCUGCGACAGGACCUGCAGCUACUGGAAGAUGAGCUCCGCGUGCGCCACCGCCCGCGCCAGCCACCUCUUCGACAACCCCGCCACCGUCUUCUUCUCCAUCUUCAUGGCCCUCUGGGCUGCCACCUUCAUGGAGCACUGGAAGCGGAAACAGAUGCGGCUCAAUUACCGCUGGGACCUCACAGGCUUCGAGGAGGAGGAGGAGGCUGUCAAGGACCAUCCCAGAGCCGAAUAUGAAGCCCGAGUUCUGGAGAAGUCUCUUAGGAAAGAAUCCAAAAACAAAGAGAAGCGCCGGCACCUUCCGGAGGAGCCCACAAACAAGUGGAGGCAGAGGGUUAAGACCGCCAUGGCGGGGGUGAAAUUGACGGACAAGGUGAAGCUGACCUGGAGAGACCGGUUCCCCGCCUACUUCACCAAUUUGGUCUCUAUCAUCUUCAUGAUUGCCGUGACGUUCGCCAUCGUCCUCGGCGUCAUCAUCUACAGAAUCUCCACGGCCGCUGCCUUGGCCAUGAACUCCUCCCCGUCCGUGCGGUCCAACAUCCGGGUCACGGUCACGGCCACUGCAGUCAUCAUCAACCUGGUGGUCAUCAUCCUCCUGGACGAGGUGUACGGCUGCAUAGCCAGAUGGCUCACCAAGAUAGAGGUUCCAAAGACGGAGAAGAGCUUUGAGGAGAGGCUGAUCUUCAAGGCUUUCCUGCUCAAGUUCGUCAACUCCUACACCCCCAUCUUCUACGUGGCUUUCUUCAAAGGCCGGUUUGUCGGACGCCCGGGCGACUAUGUGUACAUUUUCCGAUCUUUCCGGAUGGAAGAGUGCGCCCCGGGGGGCUGCCUGAUGGAACUCUGCAUCCAGCUGAGCAUCAUCAUGCUGGGGAAGCAGCUGAUCCAGAACAACCUGUUUGAGAUCGGCAUCCCGAAAAUGAAGAAGUUCAUCCGCUAUCUGAGGCUGAAGCACCAGAGCCCCUCGGACCACGACGAGCACGCGAAGAAGAAGCAGCGGUACGAGGUGGACUACACGCUGGAGCCCUUCGCGGGCCUUACCCCGGAGUACAUGGAGAUGAUCAUCCAGUUCGGCUUCGUCACGCUGUUUGUCGCGUCCUUCCCGCUGGCCCCGCUCUUCGCGCUCCUGAACAACAUCAUUGAGAUCCGCCUGGACGCCAAAAAGUUCGUCACUGAGCUCCGAAGGCCAGUGGCCGUCAGAGCCAAGGACAUCGGAAUCUGGUACAAUAUCCUCAGAGGCGUCGGGAAGCUUGCCGUCAUCAUCAACGCGUUUGUGAUCUCCUUCACGUCCGACUUCAUCCCUCGCCUGGUGUACCUCUACAUGUACAGUGAGAACGGGACCAUGCACGGCUUCGUCAACCACACCCUCUCUUCCUUCAAUGUCAGCGACUUCCAGAACGGCACAGCCCCCAACGACCCCCUGGACCUGGGCUAUGAAGUGCAGAUCUGCAGGUACAAGGACUACCGGGAGCCACCAUGGUCAGAACACAAGUAUGACAUCUCCAAGGACUUCUGGGCCGUCCUGGCCGCCCGGCUGGCCUUCGUCAUCGUCUUCCAGAACCUGGUCAUGUUCAUGAGCGACUUUGUGGACUGGGUCAUCCCCGACAUCCCCAAGGACAUCAGCCAGCAGAUCCACAAAGAGAAGGUGCUCAUGGUGGAGCUGUUCAUGCGGGAGGAGCAGGGCAAGCAGCAGCUGCUGGACACGUGGAUGGAGAAGGACCGGAAGAAGGCGGAGCCCUGCAACAACCACAGCCCCGCCCCCGCCGCCCCACCCCCGCCCCCGCCCCCGGACGGCCCCGACUUCCCCGGAGGCUCCCUGUAG
Molecule: messenger RNA, 2958 nt
Organism: Budorcas taxicolor (takin)
Lineage: Eukaryota; Metazoa; Chordata; Mammalia; Artiodactyla; Bovidae
Gene: ANO1
Product: anoctamin 1
Exons: 26
Coding region: 1-2958 (985 amino acids)
Biological process (GO): chloride transmembrane transport
Cellular component (GO): plasma membrane
Molecular function (GO): chloride channel activity; protein dimerization activity
Source: RefSeq, a predicted model, not a curated record